AUGGGAAUUUUUGGUGGUAAUAGUGGACCUACAGUGUCCCCAGAAGACAAGAAAAAUGUUUUUAUGAAACAGAUCCGUCAAGAGCUUGCUGUUGCUCAAGCUGGUGAAUUGAUCAGCAAAAUCAACGAAAGCUGCUUUGACAAGUGCGUUACUCAACCAGGAAGCUCCUUCAGUGAUAACGAAAAGGCUUGUGUUUCAAAGUGUAUGGAACGUUACAUGGACGCUUGGAACGUUGUUUCUCGAACUUACAUUUCUCGUAUGCAGAACGAACAAAAAAACAUUCAGUAG
Molecule: messenger RNA, 288 nt
Organism: Schizosaccharomyces osmophilus
Lineage: Eukaryota; Fungi; Ascomycota; Schizosaccharomycetes; Schizosaccharomycetales; Schizosaccharomycetaceae
Gene: tim13
Product: Tim8-Tim13 mitochondrial intermembrane space protein transporter complex subunit Tim13
Exons: 3
Coding region: 1-288 (95 amino acids)
Source: RefSeq, a predicted model, not a curated record